UCAAGCAUGGAACUGAUUUCUUUUUCGUCCUGGGACCACCGCAGAACUCAUCUUGCUUCUCUCACAAAUUGCACAGACCUGCUUUUGAACUCUGGUAAUGGAGCUGGAGCACUUACUGCCAGAUGAGCUGGGUGCAGAAAGAGGCUCGCGCUUCCCCUCGCAGACCUCUAGCUUGGAGAGGAGCUCUCAAAGCGGAUCUGGGAGGAGUGACAAACCUCCGAAAAACCGUAUUUGCCGACUGCUGGAUUGCCACCCUUGGAGCCCGAGGCACGUCUGGGUGCUCCUCUCGCCUCUCCCGCGAUGGCUGAAGAAAUCACUUACGCUGACCUGGCUAUUGGUCCUGGGAAACGCCACAGGAACCUGCAUUCACUUCCUCAGCCUGGCACAUCAGGUUGUCCCCAGUGGCACCGAACUGCGCUCUGGACCGGCUGGACUGGGAACCUCCUCCUCGGAGUGGCCGUGGUGGCGAUGGGAUGCUUGCUUCUCCACCAGCAGUUGGAGAACCCAGGAAGCCACAAGAACGUGAGUGGGAAUGUAGGAGAUGGCAACACCAGCCUGGGGAACGUCUGCUCGGAGCUGAGGGAAGCUCUCUGCUUGUCGAAUCUACAAGAGGGCGAGGGGUGCAUGCUCUGCCCCACAAACUGGACGCUGCGUGGGACCAAGUGCUAUUGGGUGUCCACUGGGAUCAACCCUUGGAGCGCCAGCCGGGAGGACUGUGUGAAGCGAGGUGCCAAGCUGCUGAUGCUGGGGGACCAGGAUGAGCUGGAUUUCCUAAAUAAAAUCCCCCGUAAACCCGCCGGCUACUUCUGGAUCGGGCUCUACGCCGGGGACGGCUGGACCUGGCUGAACGGCUCCCGCCUGGACCCGAGCCGGUUCCAGCUGCGCCCCCCGGCUGAAGGCGGCUCCUGCGGGGUGAUCAAGGAGGGCAGGAUCAGCCCCGAGAGCUGCGGCUCGGCGUUGCAGUGGAUCUGCCAGAAAGCAGCCACCCAGCUCUGAGCUGGGCUGCGGCCGGGAGAGACGCUGGGGGACGGGGCGGGAUCAGGCCCUUUGCGGGGGGAUGCGGGAGCUGAGGUCGAGCAACGACCAUCUGUAAAGGAAUAACGACGUUAUCUGGGCUCCGUGUGGUGUUUUCAAGCCAGUUUGCGAACAGGGCGGGCUGGAAGGAGCGUCCUUCUGUCCCGCCUGUGUGCGCACGCUGUCCCUGUCCCUGCCUGCCUCCCCCUUCCACGGCUCCGGGGGGCUGAGGGCCCCCCAUCCCACCCCCUUUGGGGUUCCUGCCCCUGCCAGCGGCCCCCUCAACCUUCCUCCUGUGCCCUCCUCAUCCUCAGGUCGUGCUCUCGCCCCAGGCCCAGCACAACUCGCCCGGGAAGGGACCGAGGGGCAGCGGAGGAGACGGGUGCCGGUGGCACGGUGCCGGCAGCGGGGUUGCAAAGGCAGGGAGGAAGCGCAGCGGGUUAAAAAGGAGAGAAAAAGAGGUUGGGGGGGGAUUAAAAAGCGAUGCCAGUAGCGCAAAUAAUUUUCCUCGCAGCUGGGACUGUGUGUACCCUGUCGGUGUGGGAAAGAUGUUGAUGGCACGCUGACGUUUUGGUGGUGUUUUUCCUGAGUCUGGGACUCUUCAGUUCUCCAUGUUCUAGGAAAGUUACUAAGAAAAGUAAAUUGAGGAAUUAAUUAAGAAAAAUUACUAAGAAAAAUUACUAAGAAAAAAAACUCUAUCGCAGCCUAAAGGCUUCAGGAAAUCCAGCUGCUCACACUCAGUAAAGCUCGGCAAACAGCACGAAUCGCACCCUAUUAUAAUACUAAGUUACUAAUUAAAAUGUAUUGAUUUGUGCUAAAGAACUACUCUCCCUCAACACCUCCACCCCUGGUGCCUGAGCUCACCCCACGGCAGAGCCCAAGGAGGGCGAACACCCAAACCCCGCUUUGCUGAGCAGAGGAGGGGCACGGGGGACGUGGGGACACGGGACAGCUGCCACAUCACGGGUGACGAAGAGCCUCUCCCUAUAGCAUAAGCCCCCCAAAAUAGGGUUUCCUCAGCCCUGAGUGUGCUGCAAAGCUCGGUGGGGCUUCCCGGUGGUAUUGGACCGCCUCCGUCCCCUCUGCACGAAAACAGCCGCCUGAACUGGGGUGCUGGUGGCUGGAUGGACUGGGAGCACUGGGAAGGGGCCAUUUGCAGCAGCCCUCAUGUCCCCCCCCAGCUUCUGCGUAGGUGGCAGGGGAUCCGCUGAGGUUUCCUCACCCACCAUCCGGGUUGAGUGUGUCCCUGCCACCCACCAGCUGCUUCUGGGGCUCCUGCAGCAGCACCUUCUGGCGGGGGGGGGAUGAGGGUUAGCGGGGCCCUGAAAGCCCCCCCAUGGGCAGCUUUGUGUGAGCCAACACACCCCUGUGCGGACACCUCCGUGUCCCCCAGCUCCUGCCUGGAGCAGCUCCUCUCGCCAGCUCACCCCGCGGCAAACGCGAGGCUGCUGCCCGGAGCUGCCGUAGAGGGGAGAAACCACCAUCUUCCACCAGGUCCAGAACGUCCCCCCUCUCCCUCCCUGGCUCCGCUUGCUCCUUCCUGCCCCUUUCCCUGCAACUAUGGUGGGGUGUCCUGGUUUGAGGUAAAACAGAACCAACUUUCUGGUCAGUAAUUUUACUUCUUAGCGAGGCCUCUUUAACUCUCUGAAAUUAACAGCGUGUUGGGCCGAAAAGGGUUUGUUCUCAGAGUGAUAAGAGCAACCUUUACAUUUGUGCCAAGGAAGGGUAAACAGAGCGGCUGUUGCUUACCCUUAUUGCUGUAACAGCCGAGGUCAGCUAAUUUCAUUAGUUGCCCCGAUGGAGGGUUGGAAGCGGGAAAGCGCAGGGGGGUCCCAGCCGCGGGGAGGAGCGGACAGGACGGGUGACCCCAAACUCACCGACGGGGUGUUCCGUCCCGUCCGCCCCACGCCCGGUGUAAACGCUGAGGGAUCAAAGGGCCAGUCUGUCUCUCUGCAAGGCUGACGUCCGAGGAGGACCCUGUCUGUUCAUCUGCCUUUGAUCCCGAUCUGUGUGUUUCCCUGCUCCAGCUCCGGAAUCCAGUUCCCAUCCGUCGCAGAGUCCAGUCUGAGACUUUCUCAGUGCCUGCCGGUGACGUCAUCCUGGGAGCUGGCUUUGAGGCAAGGGACGGGACGAGAGAUUCUCAGCCACCGCAAGGGCGACGGCACAUCUCAGCG
Chroicocephalus ridibundus (black-headed gull) is the source of this 3188-nucleotide messenger RNA. RefSeq names its product killer cell lectin-like receptor subfamily B member 1B allele B. Bases 301 to 996 code for a protein of 231 amino acids. Lineage: Eukaryota; Metazoa; Chordata; Aves; Charadriiformes; Laridae. The transcript has 8 exons. The record is from RefSeq and is a predicted model, not a curated record.